This is a messenger RNA of Galdieria sulphuraria, 2002 nucleotides long. Its product is annotated as sphingomyelin phosphodiesterase. The transcript has a single exon. NCBI's taxonomy places the organism in Eukaryota, Rhodophyta, Bangiophyceae, Galdieriales, Galdieriaceae. The record is from RefSeq and is a predicted model, not a curated record. Gene Ontology annotation, molecular function: sphingomyelin phosphodiesterase activity. Bases 35 to 1921 code for a protein of 628 amino acids. Gene Ontology annotation, cellular component: cytoplasm; extracellular region.
UUGUUUCAAGCUCUUUCAAAAUGACUUGUUAGAAAUGACGCAAGACAGUGACCACGAAAGAGAGCCUUUGAAAGAAAAGACAAGAUUUUCAUGCAACUCGAACGGUUUAGUAAACUCUGAAGAGAUUUCGACCUCGUCUGGUUAUGUUGGGUUUGCAGGUCCCACUUUAGAAUCAGUUCGUAGACGCACCAGUUCUAUAGAUAACUAUCACAGCGAAGCAACUAUUCAUGCGUUACAAGCGCAGUAUACUUCAAGAGUUGUGCCAGGUUCUUCUUCAUCUUACUGGAAACAACGGCAUAAUAACUUUUCUUCAGAGAGAGACGCUCCAGGUUCGAUUGCCAUUAACUUGAGGUCUCGAACUGGAAGCUUAGGUCGUCAAUCCCCAAAUCAUGGCGCAGAAAUACCACGAGCUGGUUUUCUAAAAAAUUUUGUCGCAGCUAUACUGUCUGUUCCUGGUAUUCUGACGCUCUUUGUUGUAUCGUUUUGUGGCAUCAUGUGGCGUUUGUAUUCUAUGCCUCAAGUACGUCGAGGCACUUUUUUAACUUUUAGAGGAGAGAAGAUUUUACCUUUUUUGGGAACGUUUCCGUUGAUUGUUUUGUUUGUGGUGGCAUGGAGCAACGGCUGGUGGCUGUUUAGAAGAAAUAGCCAAUUAUCUUCUUUUGAUGUUGACCGUGCGAGUCCAACUGCUGUUAUACGUAGAAGACGUGUUCCAGUGAUACUCCAGAUAUCGCCUAUUCUUACUGCUAUUUUGCUAGUUCUUUUGUAUAUCUUUUUAAAGGAACACAGUCGUUAUGCCGACUAUAGAGAUGCUGCCUCCCACUAUUAUCGUUAUCUUCAUGAAGAUAUAGCAGAAGAUUCAAGAAGUUUAUCCUUGGGUGGCAUUCCUAUCCGUGCGAUGACAUAUAAUGUUUUUGUCCGCCCUCCAGGCAUCACAGGAGCCGGAGGUGAUGAUCAUAAAGAUGAGAGACUAAGGUUAUUGGCUCCUCGUUUAGCUAACUAUGAUGUUAUUUGCUUUCAAGAGCUGUUUGAUGCUUUCAGUACUCGAAGGUCUGCCCUGAUGGAAGCGGUUUCUCUCUUUGGUCUUAGGUUUUCAACGUAUCUUCCAAGAAACUUUUUUAUAUUUCCUCCAAAAAUCAUUGAUGGAGGAGUUAGCAUCUUAAGUCGCUAUCCUAUAGUGGAAACCGAUCAUAUUCACUUUCGAAAUAUUGUGACCACUACCAUUGACUCAAUUGUUGGCAAGGGCGUAUUAUACGCUAGGAUUGAACUUCCUUCUUCCCUUUCUAGUGAUAUUCAUUCUAGUUGGAAUUCUUCAUCCUUUCCUGAAGGAGUUGUUCGUUCUAAAAAUCCAGUAGCCAUAGAGAAAGCUAGAUUUCUUCAUGUUUUCUCAACUCAUAUGCAAGCAGGAGACCGCUUGGGAUACAAACCAGAAAAAUAUCAUGCGGGCAUUCGGUUGAAACAAAUAGAAGAGAUGCGAGACUUUGUGUUAAGAAAGACCAAAGAUGACGAAGGACCGGUUCUAAUAACUGGUGACUUUAAUAUUAACGCUCGUGUGUCAAGAGAUAAUAGUAGUGAUAGCAAAUGGUAUAAGGAACUGAUGAAGCGUCUAAUGGAUUCGCCUUCUUCUAUAGAGACACAACUAGAGCCUUUAAACCUGUAUGAUCUCUUGUACUUGCAUUUUCAUGAACAUCCUAUUACAGAUGAUUCGAAAUGUAUAGAUUUCUUUUUGUUUGACCCUCGAAAAGGCAGAGUUGUUGCAUCAUAUGUAGACGAUGAUGCUGCACGUGUUGAACCCUUUCGUAUUGCUCCUGAGGAACAGGAUCCUGAACAUCCAAUGGGUGCUCCUUCAUUAUCAGACCAUUCAGCAGUUAUUUCUACAUUGAGAGUUUUGCUGCAUUCACCAGAAAUACGAGAAAAUUCUUAAUAGCACAUAUAUAUAUAUAUUUAUGUUUAUAAAGCUUGAAUGAAAUGUUUGAAUGACAUGUAUAAACAGAAACUAAUGGAA